CGAGGAUAAGCGACGGACUCGGUUUGCAUGCGUGUUCGGGCCGCUCCUGAGGGGGAUCUCAAUAAUUGUCAAUAUAAAUACGACGACGCGUCCGAAUCUAUACCUUUGCUAUUCAAACUUGCAUUGCGAUAAUUGUAGAAAAACUAAGUACCUGCAAUAUUAGAAAUAGAAAUUAUAGUGAUCAUCAUGAUUUUAUUUCAAGUAAGUGUACUUGUGAUCGGAUUGAUGGCGUUUUCGGAUGCUGUUCCGGUGCCGCAACAGACGCCCGAGCCAAUCAAGAUCAUCAGUCAGACAAACGAUCUGCAACCGGAUGGCGCUUAUGAAUGGAGUUUUGAGAGUGCAAACAGCAUAAAAGCACAAGAAACUGGCUCGGUGAAACCUAGCAACGAUCCGGAAAACCCCACAGUGAUUGUAGCGCAAGGAUCUUAUUCGUAUACCGAUCCUGAUGGUAAUCAAAUUUCGGUUACCUACACCGCUGAUGAUGAAGGUGGGUUUAAAGCGCAAGGAGCGCAUCUUCCUACGCCACCGCCUAUUCCUGCGAACAUUCAGAAGGCGUUGGAUUGGAUCGCCUCUCAACCAUCUACCACAGAACGCGCUGGAAAACGGAAAUAAUUGACAAUACAUUAAACACGGACCGGAAAAUGAAGUAGACUUGAAAAUCGUAACAAGGAUAAUAAUAAUGCUGAUACCACAUGAAUGAACAACAUAUUUUUUAUACUGUAUUGAAUUAAUAAAUUAAUAUAUGUAAUAUAUGCAAAAUAGGAAGAAUGAAUAAAGGAUAAACCUUUAAAAUUAUUGAAAA
Dalotia coriaria is the source of this 802-nucleotide messenger RNA. Its product is annotated as endocuticle structural glycoprotein SgAbd-4-like. The coding region runs from base 187 to 612 and encodes 141 amino acids. Gene Ontology annotation, cellular component: chitin-based extracellular matrix. The transcript is spliced from 3 exons. Gene Ontology annotation, molecular function: structural constituent of chitin-based larval cuticle. The record is from RefSeq and is a predicted model, not a curated record. NCBI's taxonomy places the organism in Eukaryota, Metazoa, Arthropoda, Insecta, Coleoptera, Staphylinidae.